Molecule: messenger RNA, 1908 nt
Organism: Scleropages formosus (Asian bonytongue)
Lineage: Eukaryota; Metazoa; Chordata; Actinopteri; Osteoglossiformes; Osteoglossidae
Gene: mchr1b
Product: melanin-concentrating hormone receptor 1b
Exons: 2
Coding region: 310-1392 (360 amino acids)
Biological process (GO): neuropeptide signaling pathway
Cellular component (GO): plasma membrane; neuron projection
Molecular function (GO): neuropeptide binding; melanin-concentrating hormone receptor activity
Source: RefSeq, a predicted model, not a curated record
UGACUUAACAGACAUCACGUCACACGUCUCCUUCUCCAACAAAACAACUUUCCAGAGUGCGGCCUUAUUAAACCAAUUUGACUCAUUGAGUAUUGAUAUAGCGCCACAAUUUGCACUGUGCCACCGCGGUGCGUUCGAUCCGUAAAGCGGGGACACGUGUUGCUGGGCGAUGAAUGUCCGCAAGGGGCUCGAACCUUCCUCAGGUAGGACGGGCUCGUCAAAGGCGAAUCAUCUGAGCGUUUAGUGUGGAUUCAGCUGGGAUUCUUUUUUUCUCGGAUAACUUUUUUUUUUGGAAAACGUGGGUAGGGAAUGUUCGACGAAAGCUCAUCGGUUUCCUGCACCAGUACCUGUGAAACUCCGGCAGAAUAUCACAUGCAGAGUCGCAGCGGCCUCCUGCCAAGCCUUUUCGGGAUCAUCUGCGUUCUGGGCAUCGUCGGCAAUUCCGUCGUGGUCUUCAGCAUCGUGAGGAAGAGCGAGUUCCGCGCCCGGCCCACGGUGCCGCACAUCUUCAUCCUCAGCCUGUCCGUGGCGGACUUGCUCUUCCUCCUGGGAAUGCCCUUCCUCAUCCACCAGCUGCUGGGCAACGGCUCCUGGCGCUUCGGAGCCACCAUGUGCACCAUCAUCACCGCGCUCGACUCCAACAGCCAGAUGGUGAGCACCUACAUCCUCACGGUCAUGACGCUGGACCGCUACCUGGCCACCGUGCACCCCAUCCGCUUCGGCUACGUGCGCACGCCUCGCGUCGCCGCGGUGGCCGUCGGCCUCGUGUGGCUCCUGUCGCCGCUCACCAUAGCCCCCGUGUGGAUGUACGCGGGCCUCAUGCCCCUGCACGAUGGCUCGGUAGGCUGCGCCCUGCUGCUGCCCGACCCGGCGCGGGACACCUACUGGUUCACGCUCUAUCAGUUCGUGCUGGCCUUCGCUCUCCCGCUGGGGAUCAUCUGCGCUGCCUUCUCCGGAAUCCUCCGCAGCAUGUGGUCCAGCGUGGCGCCGGCACCCCAGCGGAGCCUGAGGGCGCGCACCAGGAAGGUGACCCGCACAGCUGUGGCCAUCUGCCUGGCCUUCUUCAUCUGCUGGGCACCCUACUACAGCCUGCAGCUGGCCCACCUGGGUGUGCAGCGGCCUGGAUAUGCCUUCCUGUACGCCUACAACGUCGCCAUCAGCUUGGGCUACGCCAGCAGCUGCGUCAACCCCUUUCUGUAUAUCCUCCUAAGCGAGACGUUCAAGAGGCGCUUUGCGUCGGCGGCCCGAGCGGCCCGCCGAGACGCAAGGGUCCACCCCGGAGCUGCCGACGGCAGCGCGAGUCUGCGGCUUGCUCCUGAAGCCACGCAACAGUUCCGGUCCCCCAGGGAGUUUCUUCACCGCAUGCUUCCUGUCACCGUGGCCGUGCGCUGAGCGCCCUUCUCCGCGUGGCUUUUCGGCGGAACGCCCUACGUACGCGAAGAGUCACAAGUUUCGCGGGAAAACAGCAGUGGAUUCUGGGUUCAUAUCCCAUAAAGUCAAAUCCAUGCGUAAAUCUGAAAUCCCAGGAGCCCACGAAAGCAGUUUAAAGAAACGGUUAUGUCGUCGUCGUGGGUGUUGCUACGUGCUGCUCGGUCUGUAACGCACCGUGCGCUUUAACUGCGAAGGAACAAUUUAUUGUUAAUUUCACAUUUUUGCAAUGGAAAAUUGUCAGAUGAGUGCUGCUUUCAGGCUUGAAUUCUGUCUCAUUGUGACUGGAUUAGUCCACGAUGUGCAAUGUUCCGCUGAGCCCAAUACAGAGAAGCAGAAGGCGAAUUUCAAUAUUCGAAUGUUGCAGAAGUUCAUGCUCAACAUUCGUUAGAUUACCGUCACCGUCGUUAUAAUCAUCGCCACAGAAACUGCGAUAUCCUGCGCCACCUUUGUUUUGUUAAUGUGAAAUAAAGAUAAAGC